AUGAAUACAAUAACAGUGCUCUUAUUGAGUCUUGUUUGUUCUGCCGCUGUUGCUAGUCCCUUUCGAUCUUGGAACAGCAAACGUGAGCUCAACUGGUGGCAACAAAGCUAUGAUUUACCAGAAAUACGAUAUUUGUCCGGUCAACCUGAAGUACGAUUAUGGAAUGAUGAGAAUGAUGAUGAUGUUAGUGACUUAUACCAACGUCUUGCAAUGAAACGUGCGUUUACAUCCAGUCAAAUUAAGUUUCAACAAGACGCAUUAAAUAAACACAAUGAGUAUCGCCGUAAACACUGUGUUCCAUCAUUAACAUUGAAUGCAAAUUUGAAUUCAAUAGCUCAACGCUAUGCUGAAUAUUUAGCUCAAAACAACAAAUUUGAACAUAGUGACCCAAAGUCGAGAAACGGAGCUGGUGAAAAUUUAUAUUUCUUUUCGACAACUGGCACAUUAAAUGUCAACGGUGCUGAUGCAGUCGUAUCCUGGUACAAUGAAAUAAAAUAUUAUAAUUUCAAUAAACCAGGUUUUUCAUCGCAAACCGGUCAUUUUACACAAGUUGUAUGGAAAAGUACACAAACCGUUGGUUGUGGUAUUGGUUAUGCUUCUCGCAAUGGAUGGAAUCAAGCUUAUGUCGUUUGCAAUUAUCUUCCAGCUGGCAAUGUUCUUGGUCAAUUUGUCCAGAAUGUGCUACCUGUAUGCAAAUAA
Didymodactylos carnosus is the source of this 699-nucleotide messenger RNA. The record is from the annotation of a GenBank genome assembly. Lineage: Eukaryota; Metazoa; Rotifera; Eurotatoria; Philodinida; Philodinidae.